CCUGUGGCUGAUGUUUUGCAGGUUUAUGUCACCAUGCAGCACUAUGGAGUGAACGGCUACUCCCUGCACGCCAUGAACUCGCUGAGCGCCAUGUACAACCUCCACCAGCAGGCAGCUCAGCAGGCUCAGCACGCCCCCGACUACCGGCCCUCCGUGCACGCCCUCACCCUGGCUGAGAGACUGGCCGGCUGUACAUUUCAAGACAUCAUUUUGGAGGCACGUUAUGGGUCCCAGCACCGCAAACAAAGGCGAAGUCGCACGGCCUUCACUGCCCAGCAGCUGGAGGCCCUGGAGAAGACCUUCCAGAAGACUCACUACCCAGAUGUGGUGAUGAGAGAGCGGCUGGCCAUGUGCACAAACCUGCCGGAAGCCAGAGUCCAGGUCUGGUUCAAGAACCGAAGAGCCAAAUUCCGCAAGAAGCAGCGUAGCCUGCAGAAAGAGCAGCUGCAGAAGCAGAAGGACUGUGAGGGGAGCCACAGUGAGGGAAAGAUGGAGCCACCUGUGCUGGAGACCCAGGCUCCCACCCCGGACACUGAGAAGGUCCAGAGCCUCCCCAGCGAGGUUGGCGCAGACCUCAACCUGACCCUGUCGGAGCAAUCUGCCAGCGAGUCGGCACCCGAGGACCAGACUGACAGAGAGGAGGAGUUCAAGAGCACCUUGGAUGAGGCCAAAGUGGACAAAAGCCCUGGUGUGGACAGCAAGAUUUUGAACUGCAAGAGAGCGAGCCCAAAAGCAGAGUCCCCCAUCAGCGCGACCGUGACGCCUUCAUCCAGCAGCGGCCUGGCUCAGACUCACUCCUACUCCUCCUCGCCCCUGAGCCUCUUCCGCCUGCAGGAGCAGUUCCGCCAGCACAUGGCAGCCACCAACAACUUGGUCCAUUACUCCUCCUUUGAAAUGGGGACACCGUCUGCCAUGCCCUACUUGGGCAUGAACGUCAACAUGGCCCCGCUAAGCUCCCUGCACUGUCAGUCCUAUUACCAGUCGCUGUCCCACGCUCAGCAGGUCUGGUCCUCCCCCAUCCUGCAGGCCUCCAGCUCCCUGCCAAGCCUGAACAGUAAAACCACGAGCAUUGAGAACCUGAGGCUCCGGGCAAAGCAGCACGCGGCGUCCCUGGGGCUGGACACCCUCCCCAACUGA
Messenger RNA from Poecile atricapillus (Black-capped chickadee), 1137 nucleotides. RefSeq names its product diencephalon/mesencephalon homeobox 1 (gene DMBX1). The transcript is spliced from 4 exons. The record is from RefSeq and is a predicted model, not a curated record. Bases 34 to 1137 code for a protein of 367 amino acids. Gene Ontology annotation, molecular function: DNA-binding transcription factor activity, RNA polymerase II-specific; RNA polymerase II transcription regulatory region sequence-specific DNA binding. Gene Ontology annotation, biological process: regulation of transcription by RNA polymerase II. NCBI's taxonomy places the organism in Eukaryota, Metazoa, Chordata, Aves, Passeriformes, Paridae.